AUGGGGUUAAUAACUUCUUGUUGUAAGCCUUCAGCAUCAGACAUUUUGACUCCAGACACAGAGACCAGACGUCGUCAACAAGUUGAGGCAGCAGAACGUCGCCGAGUGCAAGAAGAAGCUAGAGGUGUCAAAGACCCGGAGAGGGUUAAGAGGAUGCAACAAAAGUCUGAAGAAAUGGAACAGCGGGAGCAAGAGUUACAAAAACAGGGUGGAGCUACUUUAAAGUGGUCCGCUGACUGA
Molecule: messenger RNA, 240 nt
Organism: Leptosia nina
Lineage: Eukaryota; Metazoa; Arthropoda; Insecta; Lepidoptera; Pieridae
Source: the annotation of a GenBank genome assembly